Molecule: messenger RNA, 1941 nt
Organism: Odontomachus brunneus
Lineage: Eukaryota; Metazoa; Arthropoda; Insecta; Hymenoptera; Formicidae
Exons: 6
Coding region: 204-1406 (400 amino acids)
Molecular function (GO): protein binding
Source: RefSeq, a predicted model, not a curated record
UGGAAGCUUAUCAAACUAUCAAAAUUGAGUCGUUUUAAGUUUUUGAUAAAUCGAUCUCUGACGUAAAUCCUUGACUCCCGACAGAAUGAUCUUUAUGUGUGUCCAGAAUGAAGCGAUCAUCAAAUUUCUAAAUUCCAAGUGUACCGUGGCGGCGGUCUGUCACAAAAUUUGACUUGUAUAAGUUCAUAUGCGAGACUCGCUUCAUGGAUAGGGACGAGAAUAAUGCGAAGCUUUCGGAUGUGGCCAACGAUUCAUCCAACCAACGCGGUACCACCGCGAGAAGCAAUUUUGAUAUGACACCUUCUCCUUCGGUGACAUCCUCCGUCGUGUAUGAUAGAUCCAUCUCCUCGAGGUCGAUACAAACCGAUCGCUCGGAAACGGAAUAUCGUUAUAAGAUCGCUGGCAAUAUCAGCAUUAUCAAUCAGCUGGAAGCUGACAACGAGGUGCUUUGCAUCUGCUACACCGAAGCCUACGACUUCUUGGCCGCGGGAUUAGCCAAUGGACACCUGAAAUUCUACAGGCUCGCAACCGGCGAGGACACGUUGACUCUGUGCGACGCCGAGAUGAUGCAGAAUCCGGCGCCAACCACCGCUGUCAAACGUCGGCCGGUGCACGGAUCGCACCCGAUCACGCACACCGUAAUAGCGACUUAUGCCAACGGCUGCGUCAAAUGCUGGCAUUACCCGACUGCGCAGUGCCUCUACACGAUACGGGAAAAUCGGCAAACGCUCGGUCUGGCUUAUCACCCCGUCCUGCCGAAAUUCGUCACCGUCGGGGACGACACGAAUCUGUGCUUGUACGACGAGGAAACGAAGAGACGAGAAAGGGUGUUUCACGGAAGCGAUUCUCCGGAUGUAAUGGACGGCCACAAAUCCAGAGUCUUCAGCGCUUGCUUCCACCCGAGAUCCGCGCACGAACUGAUAAGCGGCGGCUGGGACGACACUGUUCAGUUCUGGGACACCAGACAAGCUCAUUCCCUCCGGUAUAUAGGGGGUGUACAUAUGUGUGGAGACGGUCUGGAUAUUAGUAGAAACGGAAAGGAAAUCCUCACUUGUGCUUGGCAGAAGAACGAUCCUAUGCAGCUGUGGGACUACGGUAGCGGCAAGCUAAUCGCCAGCUUGGAACCCGAUAGUUACUCUUCCCUGUUGUACACCGGCAAAUACGUGACGAAUAUGAUCAUCGCGUGUGGCGGCUGCGACAGCAAUCUCUUCAGGAUCGUCGACUUACGAUCUUACUCUACUAUGGCGAUGAUGAGGCACGUUAAAGGCGGUGUAUAUAGCUUGGACGUCGGCCCGCUCAGAUCAAAGUACGUCAAACGAAUAAAAGGUCCCGAAACGCCUUAUCUUCCGAAGCUCGCUUUCUGCGCCGGAUCAACAAUUUUCGAGAUAGACGCCCAAUUCGAUUGAAUUUGUGCGCGUGCUUUGGAGUACGUAAAUAUACAUAUAUUAUUCCUACAAUUUACGCAAAACAUGGUUCGUAACGGAAAAAAAAAUAAACAAUUUGCACGGAAGCUCGUUAUAGUAACAUGACACUCGUGAAUACCUAAUCACGAUUCAGACACAACGCAUUAAACAAUUAUCUCAACGAAAAUGUUCACGAAGAGAGCAUUUCCUUAACAGAAUUUUUGAAUAGCACGCGAUACACGGCAAUCGCUUUUCCAUUUCCAUUGCUUCCCCUACAUAACUUUAGACCAUUUUCCUCUUAAAUAUAAGCUGUUCGCGAUAUGACAUUGCCAUUGUGUACAGUGGAGACGGUUUAGACACAAUAAGAUUGAAAGCUCACCAAACUGUCAAAAUUGAGAGUCAUUACUGAUAGACUUGUCCAGCAAUUAUAUUAUGAAUUAUUAUUAGUACUACCAUAUUAUGUGGAUACGUCCAUAAUGUUCCUCAAUAUUGACAGUUUAGUGAGCUCCCAACUUCAUUGCGUCUCUCUAAAUCGUUU